Molecule: messenger RNA, 10013 nt
Organism: Nymphalis io (European peacock)
Lineage: Eukaryota; Metazoa; Arthropoda; Insecta; Lepidoptera; Nymphalidae
Product: protogenin B-like
Exons: 24
Coding region: 72-3236 (1054 amino acids)
Biological process (GO): axon guidance; cell-cell adhesion
Cellular component (GO): axon; plasma membrane
Molecular function (GO): protein binding
Source: RefSeq, a predicted model, not a curated record
GGGCUGCGCCGCUCGUAUUCUCGCAGCCCGCCAUACGACGAUACCGCGUGUGUGCAAAUGAUUUUGUUUUUAUGGCGCUCAUAUAUCAGGUACUACGAGUGUUGGUGCUGGGUGUGACCGCGGCAGCCGUCGACGAUGUUCAAGUAACAUGGUCGCAGAGUCCCCGCGCCGCGUCGCUGCCGUGCGCGGUCGUGGAUUGGAGUCGAGUGCAGCCUCGCCGACCGCCGCCGUUGAUCGACGAAGACCGAUCAAGGGCAAAGCCCUUCAUAUGGAGGAAGGGCGAUGACCAGAUCAACCCUAAACGGGUUGCUUUUAACGGUACGUUGGAAGUGAGCCGCAAAAGCGGCGGAGGCACGGAAGGAGUGUACCAGUGUGCAGUUUGGGAUCACGGAGGUCAAAUCCUUGGAUACCCUGUAAAUCUCAAGUUUUCAUAUAUGGACAAACAGUUCUCGGCACAGCCAGAAGAUGUUACAGCGAGAGUGGGCCAGCCAUUGUCCAUCCCUUGUCGCAUUAACUCCGGUCCUGCAGCAAACGUGUCGUGGACCAAGGACGGUGUAACUCUACCACAAAAUGAUAGAUAUUAUUUCCUAGACAACGAAUUGCUCAUCACAGAUAUUGUAAGUGAAGAUGCUGGAGUAUAUAGGUGUAUAGCAACGAAUUUCAACGCAAACAAGACCCGUAUCAGUCGUGAAGGGAGAGUGACGGUAACGGAAUCGGUUAACGAAGAUCCCUCUUUCCUUUCUGUGCAACAUGAAGACCACAGCGCUGUGCCCCGAGGGGAUAGCAUCCUUCUCCUCUGCCCUGUUCUUGGAUGGCCCAAACCCAAGUUAAUAUGGGAACUGACCCCACCCGGUGGAAGAACGAGUGAGUUGGAGAUAACAAAGGAAGUCCUGUCUCUCUCAAAAUUGGAUUAUGAUCAAGAAGGUGUUUACACCUGUUCCAUAGAAGGUCAUAGCGAUUUGGUUAAGACUUUCAACGUGAGCUUAACAGAACCAGUGCGUAUUACUCUACCGCCGUUAGCGAAGGAGGCGAUGCGUGCCAGCACCGUACGCUUCAAUUGUACCGCCGUUGGCAGACCGGAGCCUGUAAUCACCUGGUACAAGGAUGGGCAGCGACUAGUAUUGGCUGGACGGAUAAAUUUACGGACGUCCGCCGAUCGCAAGCGCAUCGAGCUAGUAAUAAGCGGCGUCACAUCGGCCGACGCAGGCGUGUACCAGUGCUUCGCGCGCAGCGGGCGCGCGGCGCGGUCCCGCUGGGCGCGGCUGGGCGUGUCGGGGCCGGGCGCGGCGGCGCCGGGCGCGGUGCGCUGCGCGCCGGCCGCCGGCGCCGCCGUGGCGCUGCGCUGGCGCCCCGCCGCCGCGCGCGUCGUCACCUACACCGUCGACGCCACCCCCGCAGAUAAACAUGGCGUAGCGAUCACUGGACAGCCGCAUCAAAACACUGAGGAAAUCGUCAGAGUCAGGGAACCGUUGAAACCUUAUAUAUUUCAAGUUCGAGCGUACAUCUCGUCGCCCACAAACAAAUAUAUAAUACCAAGCGAUAUGUCGGAGAGUGUCGUCUGCCAGGGGCAAGGAGUUCCAAUAAAACUAACAAAAUUAGAAGACGACAAGGUGUUGGUAUCUUGGAAGCAGUUCGCAGAUGAAACUCCAGGAGUCCUGGAAUGGAUUUUACAAUAUCGAAGCGAGAAUGAAACUCACGAUGAAGAACACAACAUUACUUUGGCCGCGAAAGUUGUCAACUACACAUUAACAGCUCCUCAAUCUUCUCCUCUCCUGGUGCGCUUGCUGGGAUCGCGAACCUUGGAGUGGCUUCCACAGAACCUGACGCUGGUGCCAUGGUUCUCUACUACCACGGCGGGGCAGGAUAACGACGACGGCGUGGUAACAGUUCUACCUCAAGAUCUAGAAGUGACUGAAGUGGGGGAGCGGUGGUUCACACUAAAGUGGCGGUGUGAAGACGCUUCAAGAUACACCUUCAUGGUUUGCGUUAGGAGAAUCGACGGCUAUGAUGAGUGUCAGGAAAGCUACAAAACCACUAUAACUAUAGAAGGACUCCAGCCGGAUACUGAGUAUGAGGUUCGGGUGCAGGUUCGGAUCCCAGGCAGAGCACGGGGCGGUGCUUUCAGUCCGCCUUACCACGUCACUACACAACCGGAGGGCCAGCAGCGCUUCAAGGAGCUGUCGUACAAGUUCGUGAACGCGAGCGCGCUGCUGGUGUGGUGGCGCGGGGCGCGCGCGCGGUACACCGUGCGGCACAGCGCGCAGCUGCGCCUGCCCGUGGAGCAGUGGGCCGCCGUGGACGCCGACGGCACGCAGGCGCUGAUCAAUGGCAUCGAACCCACGGAGCAAACGUACGUCAUGGUGACGGGGUACGAGCCGCUGGCGUACAGCCCCAUUCUAAACAUUCCCGCGCCGAUGAAGGAAUUGGAGGCCAAGGACCUGCAGUACGAGUACACGCGCGCGGGCGUGCGCGUGCGCUGGGCGGGGCGGGGCGCGCGCACGGUGCGCUUCGCGCAGAACAUCACGCAGCCGCUCGACGACUGGCGGGCGCUCAACGUGUCCGAGCCGCACGUCGAGCUGACGAACCUAGAUGCGAGCCUGCCGGUGUACGUGAUGGUGACGGCUGCGGGUGGCGGCCGACGGCAGCACGUCCUGACGGUACCGCCGCGACCGCCCGCCGCCGUCGGCGACCACUUCUACUACUAUCUAGGGCUGGGCGUGGCGUGCGCGCUGUGCGCGUGCGGCGCGCUGGCCGGCGGCGCGCGCGGCGUGUGGACGCGCCGCAAGGCCUCGCAGCGAACACGAAGAACGCCCGUCGCGACAGUUGAAGGGCAAGAAGAGGAGGGCUCUGAAAUGAAGACGGCGCGCGUGUCCAACGGCGGCGCGGGCGAGCCGCUGCUCAACGGGCACGUGCACAUCACGGAGAACCCCGCCUCCAAAACACCAAACGGAAGAAUGAAGAAGCCUCGGCGCGCCGAGCCGGCGGCCUACGAGGCGUUCGACGUGUCGCGGCCCGAGCUGGACGCCACGGCGGAGACGGUGCUGGACGACUCCGCCUACAGCCUGCUGGACACGUCGCGCCGCCCCGAGUACGACCUGGCGCGCUCCUCCCAGAACUUGAGCGCCAACAACUCCUUCAAGCUGCCGGACGACAACAUGAACUCCGAACUGACUAGAAGUGCCGAUUUCCAACUCGACAACAGCAAAAUUCAACCCACGCUGCAGCCUAACGGUUGAAAUAUGACACGCCGCGGGUUUUCAGAACUACAUGGGGUGUAGGCGACCCUAAACCGGUUCUAGCCGGUUACGAAUAGUUAAGCUGAAUAGGAUGAGAUUUUGUACAGUUCAGUUUUAUAUUAGACGGAGGUUUACGACCGGUUUGUGCGAGGAUAGCUUGGCGUUUUGUUCCUAAUAGACUUUAUUUUCAAACGAAGGCUGAUUUUAAAGUAAACAAUAGUACGGGUAUCCAGUUAUUUAGUUCUCUGAAAAAAAAAAUAUUCACGUAAAGUUAUUCUCGCUUAAACUUAACGCAAUAGAGUCCAUUAUAAAAUAAAAUUCAAAUGUAUAUAGGCAUUUUAGUGCCCUCCGUGGCGUGUAUAUAGCGUUUAUCGGCCUGAGAUUAUAAUCACCGAGACAAUAAGGUUAAAAUGACGCGAAAAAAAAUAACCUAAAAUAUUUCAUUGCGCCGUUAAAUCGGCUUACUACGUAAUUAUAUAAUUAUAGAUAUGAAUACAGUGCCUGCGAAUAGUACACACCAAUACACCUAUUAAAGUAUAGUAGUUCACCGUUAGUGCAACUUGAGCGUACAAAAUACAGACCAAAAUUAUGUCCAAACAGCCCUUUAUUACCUGACAUGUAAAUAUCUCGAGCGUAUUUAUUGAUGUUGAAAAACCGUAUUUAUUUCUGAUAUUUUUUUUUUCAUAGACAGUUUUUUAGACAAAGCCUUAGAAGCUAUCUGUUAUCUUCAUAAUCUACAUUCCACAUAAAGUAUAUACUUAUAUGUCACACCAGUAAUAUAAUUCUACUUUUUUUUAUUGAAACGCACAUUUUUUUUUAUAUAUUAUAUACCUGUUAAAGUUUUAUUAGCAGUUUUUAAUCACCCCAAACAUCGUUUUCUACAUAGACACAAAAAAAAGAAAUAAAAAAUACGUAGAUAGAUUAAAAAAAGAUAAAUGUAAAAAUAUUCAAAAAGUAUAUUAAAAUAAAAAAAUAAAAUAAAAAAUAUUACAACGAACUACUGAUAUUACGUAAUGUACGUGAAAUAGUUAUAUAAAAAACUCGUUAUCGUUAAAAAUGUUACAAAAACGUUAUAUUAUAUAAAACCUCUCCGGUGACAAUGGAACUUGAUUCUUUUUUGAAAAUUAAAAAAAAAACAAGUUCGUUGUUCAUAAUUCCAUAUCACAAUUUGAAUCUACCUCAUUUUAUUCGUUGUAAGGUUCUUUUAGAUGUUACGAUUUUAAUGUUGAAUCGGUUAAGUUUUUUUCUAAUGCCCAUCGACAAGCGGUUAAACGCAACGGCAACCUUCUGGUUAGAUAGUGUUUUUUUAUUUAUUCUAGCUUUAUAAGUUCUGUAUUUGACAAAAUAAAAUGUUUUUGUUCAUUUGAUUUUUAAAUAACUUUCAUAUUAAUGCUAACAACAACUUCUGUAGACGCACACGGUUAAUUCGGAUCGCUCCAAACUACUCGCUUUUCAAAACAUGCGUACAUAUUUAUUUUAUUACACGUUAAGGGAGUAUUUUGCAAUUUUCCGAAAUUAAAGUUUCAAGAUUAUAGACGAGUAUAAACAAAAAAUAAAUACAAAAGUUUCUCAAAGACUCGACAAUCAGAGAAAAUAUAAAUUAAGAUCAGAAUAUUGCAAAAUAUUUUUUUUAAUUUUAAUUUUUAAAUAAAGUAUCAUUCGUAUUUAUUUAUAUUUAUCACGCGAAGCACCUAGGUACAAUUUAUAUAUUAUGGUAAGUUGUAUUAAUAAGCUGCGUGUUUUAAAAGGUCAUUUUACAAAUACAAUCCAUUAUAUACAAUAGGUAUUAUCGAAACCACACAAUAGUAUAUUAUUAUUUAAUUACAAAAUGUUAUUGACAUAAAUACUAGAUAAAAAAAUGUGUCUUUUUAAAACACCAACGGCGUUUGUAAAUAUAAUAUAAAAUCGAAACUCAGUUUAAAAUAUAAUUAAAAAAGGGAGGAAUCGCCGACAAUGUACCUGAAUCUUCAAUUACACUAAGCUAACUUAGGUCUAGUGAUAGGAUCUAGAUUAAGUCUAGAUCUAGAAAAGUCUAGAAUAUUAUCUUUGACGCUAGGUUUUUGUCACAGGGUCUUAAGCUUCGAUUUUUGGAAUAGGGCGAAUCAAGCAGGUUUCAAUUUUAUUUUUACGUUUUUAAAAUUGCUUUAGCGCGUGCUAGAAUUUCGCUGUUGUCUUCUAUAUUAAUGAGGGGUAAUUAUUGUGGUGCGUUUCCUCUGAAAUAGUUGACAGCGGUUGCAAUUCAAACAACAAUUAAGAACUUUAUACAACAAUGAUAUUUCUUUACAACUUAAAAGUAAUUAUAGAAAAUAAUGUCACUAACGACUGUUGACAACACAAAAGUUGCCAAUUUUUUUUGUGGAGACGCAGCCUUAGUUUUAUUGUUAAGAUGAAAAGCGGCGCAAUAUUUUUAAAGUAGUUUUUUUUUCUUAAUGUAUUGUAUAUUACCUUCGCGUUAAGUUACUCCUCAUUAAACAAAACAAAAUCGUCCAUCGGACCAAUUACAACCAAACACUGACAAUUGCAUUAUCUAAAAAAACUGUAUUAGUGUUGCCAAAUAAUUUAUUAAAAAACUUUCCACGUAUGCACUUAAGUUAUCAUCUUGCAAAGCCUUUUAUUAUAAUUUUUUUUAUUUAUAUUUGACAGAUCUAAUAAAAUACUUGGCAAUAUUGAUUCAACAAAGUUCAAAAACCAUAGACAAAUAGAUUAAUAGUUUAAGAAUAGAUUAUGUAUAUAUGUCACUAACACGUUCACAAGUUCACUCGAGGUUGUGUUGUUUUUAAUUAAUUUCAAUCAAUUUGUAGAAAGUAAGCCAUAUUGUAUUAUGUGGUCCAAACCACUUCAUCUUUUUGUAUUAUGCUUUUAUUCUAUUUUUGUAUAUUACAUGUAAUAAGUCGUGUUGGUCAAUUUGUUAAAAAAAAUAUUGUUUUUUUUUUUAUACAAUCAUUUGAUGCAUAAUAACAAAAAAUGAUAACAGAAUCAAUAUACUUGGUGAAUUCGUUUUUAAUUCUCCUUCGUUGCUUGCAAUUGACCAACACGUGAUAUUAAUCUGUUUUAGUUUUAUCACGAACCAAAAUAUUACUUUAAAGCAAUAACAGAUACCUGAAUAACGUACAACAUGUAUUUAUCAUCAUGAUAUAGUGAUGGUACAGUCAGCGCCGUAAUUAUUUUUGCAAAUUUCCUUUCCAGUUUCAAACCAUUUUUAUUCGACGUUAACUGUACUAGCGCGAUCUUUGCUUUGAUUAAAUAUUGCAGUAUAAAUAAAUAAAAGUUUUUAAUGUUAUAACUAAAGGGCAAAUUUUCAAAAUAAAUAUUUUUAAAUGCUAAUAAUAAUAAAAUGAAAUAAUUUAUAAAUUGAGCAUCAGAUAGAUAUUUAAUCAAAAUAAGGAUUUUUAUAGACUAAGUAUGUAAUAAUACAGUUAAUGAGUACGACUCCAAUGAUAUUAAUUUUAUAUGUAUAGCUUUCUUUCAUAUGGCUUGUCCGUCCUUGGAGUGAAUUACGAACAAAAGCCUGAUAAACGUGCCUCGGUAAAAUUAUUUCGAAUCUCAUUUUGCAAUAUUUUAUUAAUUGUUAAAUGACUCAAGAGGAAAGGCAAUUAGGUUUUAUAAUCUAUGGUACGGAUGGGGACUAGAUGACGCUGUUUGAUUUUUAAAAAAAAUAUUGCUUACAAAGUUAUUAUUACUUAAGUGGUAUAUUAUAUACUACCGAUUAAUUUAUUUAUGCUGUAUUGUAAAUAUAUGAAACAUGAUUCGUUCAUUUCAAACGAACUUCACACAUUACACUUGACUUGAUCAAUGAAAGAGGUCGAAAUAACUGUAAGACUGUCUCUGGACACUUUUGCUGUAGUAUAUAUGUACUACUUAAUACAAUAGAACGACUGACGAAAUUAAUAUUUCUCUUAUAUUUUUUUUUCUUUACAUUCAAUAUGUAAUAAUUGUAUGCAAAAUUUCUUACCAUUCCUUAAUUUAUUUUUUAUUUAAUUGCUUUCAAACGAUGUUAAUUAUUAUUAAUCAUUUUUUAAUUAUGUUAUGUAAUACAUAAUAUAUAUGUGAGAUAUUCAUCGUAACAGCCUGUGAAUGUCCCACUGCUGGGCUAAAGGCCUCCUCUCCUCUUUUUGAGGAGAAGGUUUGGAGCUUAUUCUACCACGCUGCUCCAAUGCGGGUUGGUAGAAUACACAUGUGGCAGAAUUUCAGUGAAAUUAGACACAUGCACCUGCAUGUCCUUUCCUCACGAUGUUUUCCUUCACCGUAAAGCACGAGAUGAAUUAAAAUCAAAAAUUAAGCACAUGAAAAUUCGUUGUUGCUUGCCCGGGUUUGAACCCACGAUCAUCGGUUAAGAUUCACGCGUUCUUACCACUGGGCCAUCUCGGCUUCUUAUAAAGAUAUUCAUGUUAUAUUAUUAUUUAAAUUAAUAAAAGUUCUACUAUAGAGAUAUAACGAUCAGUGCAUCAUUACUUACAUCGUUUUUGACGUGUUUGAAUGCGGCGUCAUCUAAGUUCCCUUUGAUGGUGUUUUUAUGUUACAGAGCGAUUAUUUUCCAUUCCAUUAUUUUAUAUCAAUAGCAAUGUUUAUACAACACAUUCCACUUAUGGCUGCAAUAGAUUUUCACACUGGAUUAUUAAGUUGUUUACUGUUUAAAUUGAAUUGGCAACACCGUGAUGACGUAUACAAAUAGUCUUAUAAUUAUUGUUUUUUUUUUAAUGUAUAUGAUUGAUACAUUGAUGUUCACAUUUAAUUUUAAAACUUAUUUAAUUCUUUUAAUGUCUUGACGGUGUUGCUAUGUUCAAAAUAAUAUAUUAUAUUUUAAUAUUAUCAUAUCACAAUGCAAUAGUUUUACAAUUUUAACAAUCAUAUGAAACCUUUAAUAUGUUAUAUAAUUAAAUUUUCAACGCACGUUACGUUCACAUAAUUAUCGCCUUUAUUUAAUUUGUAAUAAAGUUUUAAUUUGAGUGACGGUGAUGUAUGUACUUAGACAAAUGCGUCCAGUUUAAAAGGUUUUUUUUUACACGAUUCAGGUUUAAUUUAUGUAUUUAUUAUUUUUUACGUUUUGCGUUUCUUCCAUAAGGAGGGAGCUGUGUUUUUCUUUUCUAUAUAUUUGUUUGUGUUUGCAUACUUGCUUGCAUAUUUUAUAUGUUGUUUCAUUAUUUUGGUACGCGAGAGGUUCGGCUUUAAGGAUGACUUGUGUUAAUUUAUAUAUUUUAAACUUUUUUGCGUCUCAUCCAUAUAUGGAUUUAAUAAUAUAGAGAAUUAUAAAUAAAUGCAGCCUGUAUUUACUUUUAUUAAUUAAAUUAAGCAAUUUAAAAAUUUAAUAUCAAUUAAGUUAUUUGUGUGAAGCUUAAAUUAAUUACAAGUCACCCUUACCUAGAAGAGUUUGUUAAGAAGUUGUUGUGUAAUUAUUAUACUUACAAUGUAAUUAUAUUGUGCGGCUCAGAAUCGAGCCCAGCUUAAGUUAAUCGGCUGGAAUAUUUCGAUUUUGUUUUUAUUUACUUAAUUUAUUGUUUACAAUAAAAUUAAUUUAUUAUUUUUUAACAUUUUAUUAAAAUAAAGAUCAAUUUAAUCAAUUUAUUUGAAAUUAUUUCUUGAUUUUUCUUUUGAAAUUUGUUACAAAUUAAUGGUUUGCGAAAACCGUCUAAUUUCGUAACAUUUUUCAUUUUUAUAUUUCUAAUUAUGUAAAAACAAUUUCUCGGUAUUGUGUUGAUCUGUACCUAAUUUCAUUAUCAUAUAUUACAAUAACAAAAAAUCGAAAUAUUUUAGUUUUGUGUAAGAAUAAGAUAAGAUUUCGUCAAAAAAAAAUUUUUUUGGGACAUGAAUAUUAGGAGUAUGAAAGAACUCGGCGGUUUAUUGUUUUGUUACCCGUGUCUUCUGUAACUUUCUUAGUAACAUCUUGUGAAUAUCCCUCUCUUAUAAUCUUCUAAUCUUUUGAGGAGAAGAUUUUGGAGCUUAUUCCACCACACUCCAAUGCAGGUUGGUGGAAUAUACAUGUGGCAGAAUUUAAGCGAAUUUAGACACAUGCAAAUUUCCUCACGAUAUUUUCCUUCACCGUCAAGCACGUGAUGAAUUGUAAUCACAAAUUAAGUACAUGAAAAUUAGGUUGUGCUCGCCCGGGUUUGAACGCACGAUCAUCGGUUUAGAUUCACGCGCUCUUACCAUUGGGACAUCUCGGCUCAUGCAACUUUCUUACUAAUGUUAUAUAUUCAGAUUUCUGAUAACUUUGUAGCCAAUGUAUGUAGCAAUUUAUACAAUGACGUCAUCAUUAUAAAACAAACCUAUUAAAUUGUAACUUUUUUUGUAAUGCGUAACUGAUAAAAUUUAUACCAGAAGAUGCAACGCUUUUCGUUCGAUGAAAGCUUUAGUAUAUAAUAUUAAUAUAUAAAUAGCUGCGAUGCGUAGUUACACCCGCUUUGAUUUUGGACUAUUGACGUGACAAGGGUGAAAUAAUCGAAAAAAUGUCUGAGGCGUCAUAUAAUGCUGAAGGAAUAAGCAAAUAUUUCGUACCUGAUAUUCAUGUUACCGAAAAUAAUGAAUUAGUUGUAAAUUAUAAAUGAAUCUACCUCAACCAAAUUACCCAUUAACGUUGUUUAUAAGUGUUCUCUUGAGUCUUAUAAUUAUUACUAAUAAAUACCUGAAUUGUAGUGUUUUUGAUAAUAAAGUUAUUAUUAGUUCCAACUUCACAUUUUGAUAUGGUAACUAUUGUUACCAAAAGUAUUGAAUGUGGUUGACGGUGUGUUGCUGCGGUAUUGUCAAGAUUGAAGAUGAUAUUAAAUUUGAAAAUAAACGCUA